ACGGGGAACUCCAGCACAAUUUCUGUGCCUAUUGGUCUCAUCAGUCGGAAUAGUGAGAUCCUGGACGUGCCAAAUAUCUACUUCACACCUCACCAGCUAUUUCGAGUGUCCAAGCACCUACCAUACCUCAAGCAGCUGAAACCCGAUAUCGAUCUGACAGAUAUACUGCAUGCUAAUGGUGGUAUCCAUAGAGGAUGUCAUGAUGUAUGCCAUACUCGUAGGGAACAAGUGGAAGAGCCAAGGCGGAUAGCGGUCUAUUUAUCUUGCGGCCACACACAUGUUAUGAGCUCAUCAGCCCUCGACAUUCUCUGUUUACAAGGCUGACUGGUAUGGAAGUGACAUGAGAUAGUUGAGUAGAUGGACGUGUGCGAAACAGAAGCUAUUCCCUUGGCACUCUGCCCAGCUAUCCGAUAUGGGAAAAACAUAUAUACCAGCUACUAGAUCCUCACUUCCCUUGAUCAAGCCUGGUGCUCAAGUGCUGAUCUCACGGCGAUUGCAUGGACAAACCAUCACCAAGAGUUUUACUCGUCGUCUUGAAGUUGCAGCACCCGCUGCUCAAUCCAGAUUAGAACAUUCUCACAAAUA
Molecule: messenger RNA, 585 nt
Organism: Linderina pennispora
Lineage: Eukaryota; Fungi; Kickxellomycota; Kickxellomycetes; Kickxellales; Kickxellaceae
Exons: 2
Source: RefSeq, a predicted model, not a curated record